Molecule: messenger RNA, 3432 nt
Organism: Etheostoma spectabile (orangethroat darter)
Lineage: Eukaryota; Metazoa; Chordata; Actinopteri; Perciformes; Percidae
Gene: sanbr
Product: SANT and BTB domain regulator of CSR
Exons: 21
Coding region: 786-2912 (708 amino acids)
Source: RefSeq, a predicted model, not a curated record
UAGCAACAGGACUCCUAACCUGCUGCAGUGCGACAACCGGGACGACUCAGCAGAUACCGACGGAAUUCACCAGUUUACCAGUUUUUAUUUCUCCACAUCAUUUCAAGACCUGUCCGCUGAGUUUGUAUUUUGACAGCACAGCUUGUCUAUAUCACUUUUCUGUGCUACUGGGUUUACAAACUAAGAUAAGGAGCCACUUCACGUUAGCUAGCUAGCUGAUAUGCUUGCAGUUUGAAGCUAAUGAUGCCUUCACGGACUGUAGUUCUUGGCGCAGUUGGACUAAAAAGUAUUAUUAACAUUGGACAUAUCCUACUUUGACAAAAGAUACUUAACUCGUGUUCUGUUUUGUCUUUAAUUGCUAAAGGCUUGACUGCAUAACGUGAGUUACUACACUCAGAGGACCAAGAAAGUCUUCGAUAAAAGUAAACACAUUUGUUAAUGGGACGUUUUACCGUACAAGUUAUCCUGACAUUGCAUUCACAAGUAUAAUGUCUAAUUUGAAUAAUAUAGCAACACCCACCAACAACGAGGCAAUACUAUGCUGCUGACUCACGUGUAGAUAUAUCUACGGGCUGAUUGCAUCACUUGUGUCGAGUUGUUCGAAAGGAGUACCUGAAGGCACCAUAUCCUGUCUCUCAAAGUUAGCUAGCAUUAGCAAUAGCUGCAGUUAGCCGGUAGGAGGACCGCAGCAUCAGCAUCAUCCCAACACAAUGACAUAAAACGGGCGCCAGCUUGGUUGACUGUACGAGGGAGACGGGGAGGAACAACUCCGAAACCAGAGAAAAAUGAGCCGCUUCUGCUCGGACAACAACAACUUUCCCUAUGACAACAACGUCCUGGUUUUGGACAUGGUGCUGGGCUCUCUGUGGGGAGUGCCCCAGCCCAUAAACUGGGACUAUGUAGCCAAGCUAGUUCCAGGAUUCACUCCCAAGGAGUGUGCCCGUCGGUUUGAGGAGCUGAAGAGCACAGGGGGCUUUCUUCAUGUGGACAACCAAUGCAAUCCCCUGACAGAAGGAAGCCCCUCCCCUUCAGAUGGCCUGACCACUCUGCUGGACACUGGUGAGGUGGUGGAGACAGGAAGCAGCCAGAGCAGCAGCAAAGUCCCAGCAGGCUCCAAGUCGACGCCCACAGGAAGGGUUGGUGCUGUGGAGAAGAAAGAGAGAAGGGUCUCCGCAGAGGAGGAUGACAAACCUCAGAAGCCACGAGACCCCAACAUGGUCAUCCACGUGUGUGACGAGACCAAGAAUCUGAAACAGGACUUCACGUGUCCCAGAGAUCUCCUCGUCAAAGAGAUGCAUUACUUCGCCGAGUAUUUGUCCGUGGACGCGCAGAGGUGGGAGGAGGUGGACAUCUCCGUUCACUGUGACGUACAGAUCUUCGACUGGCUCAUGAACUACGUCAGGAGGAACUCUGCGGGAGAGGGAAACAAGGACAAACCCCGCCUCGAGCCCAGCAAUGUGAUCUCAAUCCUGAUCUCCUCCGAGUUCUUGAAGAUGGAUACGUUAGUGGAGGAGUGCAUCCAGUACUGCCACAAACACAUGAGCGCCAUUGUGGCCACGCCCUGCAACAUGAAUUGCAUCAACAGCAACUUGGCGACGCGCAUCGCCGAACUCUUCAACCACAACGAGGCCGACGACAUCAGGGACAAAAAAGACAAGUUCAAGAGCAAAUUGUUUCAGAAGAAAAUUGAGCGUCUCUUCGAUCCCAAAUACCAGAGCAGAGAUUCGCCAGGAAACGCCUCGACUCUCUACAGGUGUGGUCUGUGCCAUAAGCUGCUGACCAAAGACACAGAGAGAAAGAUUUCUUGUGUUCCAGGGAAAAUCAACAUAGAUGCUCGCGGAGAGAUCAUUUACACACACACUAGGCAAAAGAGCUGGGAUGUGCAUGAAUACAUCACGGGUCUGUAUGAGGACCUCAAGUCCUGGGUCCUGGUCUACUGGAGAAUCUGGGGUACCAUCAACUACCUCACUUGCUUCCGAUGCCAACAGGUGUUUGUGUGUGCAGAGCUAACCCAUUGCAAGUACCACCCAGACAGUGUGCAGUACCUUGGCAUGGGAACUGAGAAAGGCUGGCAUGGUGCAGGAAUCUACCCCUGCUGCAAUCAGAGAGUUCUCCGCUUCGACCCCUCUGGUAUGCCCAAGGGCUGUAAGAUGCGAGACCACAUAGUGAACGUACCCGAUGAAGAGAACUGUGACGAGGUCACCUCAGCCCAGACCAGAGUCCUCAAUGACCUGCUGCUGCACAGAGACGCCGUGUGUUUGUCCAACACACCACCUGCAGACGGUGCUGAGGAGAGUCCCUCCAGUGCAGAAAAGGUUCAGGACUGCGAUGUUCUCUUGGAGCCGACACUGCUCGGACCUCUGAGAGGAGACGGCAGCACUUUUUCCUUUUUGAAAAACUGGAGUCUGCAAUUGAGGCAGCAGUCUCUCCUGUCGGAGGAUGAGGAGUACACCACGGGGUCAGAGGUCACUGAGGACGAGGUGGGGGACGAAGAGGAGCAGUCCAAGAAACAAGCUGCUAAGAAGGCCAAGAAGGCCCCCAGACCUCUGAGGAAACAAAUGUCCUCUCCGAACUUCCAGCGCAGAGACAAAGCAGAGAAACCACAGCCCAGGGACAACACACCUUUCAUAGUGAGUGUCCAGAAAAAUAAGUGGGACAGUUCUCGCUCCAUGCGGUACAACCAGGACGCUCAGAGGGAAGAAGACCAGCGGCGCAUGGUGGAGGUCAUCGGCUACCUGACUAAGAUGAGGUUUGGAGACCAGGAACAGAGCAAAUCUAAGGAAACUAAAGAGCCUACAGGAGGAAUCUACUCCAGACUCGAAGCGCAAUUUAAGAGUGCCUCUCAAGCCAGACAGGGUUCAGAAAAGACACCCAGGUCUAAAAUACGCUAUGCUCAGAUCCGGACAACAUAAAAGACUCGAUGGGGAAAAAGCCGCUGAGCCGUCCAAGAAACGAGUAUGACUGCGGAUGAAGAGCUCAUCACGGCCUGUCAGUACAAGAGGAAGAGGAAGAUCCUUCUGUGAGGGCUCAGUAUAACACACCAGCCUCCUACCGGCAGCCCCCCCUAGCACGGCCACUACUUAUAACCCGACUGUGGACUCUCUCCUCACCCCCCUCCCUCUGUGCUUAACUCAGGUGACUAUGUACUGAUCACCAUCAACCGCACCUUCUGUCACUCAGCUAGCUGCUUAUUAGUGGUCUGUUCUUAAAAAACAGCAGGAAAUGCCCUCGAACUGAACAGCCUCUCAGUAUGUCUUUAGGAUUUAGUUUUGGAAUUCCUACAACAUGGGAAAUGUCAUUUUACCUGAAGAUCCGUGUUAAUGGAGCCAGCAAAUUCCACACGCAUGGGAUUAAAAACUAGUUUCAGAGAGAGAUAAGUGAUGGUAAAGGGAAAUAAAAAAUGUACUGCUUCAACACAGUUCAGUUGGUUUC